GCCUCGUCUCGCAAUUUUGGUGUUGAUUAUGAAAAUCCAGUCAGUCGGCGUUUCUUCAUUAACGAAGGCUAUUAUGGAUGUGGAAAUGAUUUGGGUUGGGUCGUUGUGAUCGACGGACAAGGACCGUGUUCAAUGGAUAAAGAAGUAAAUAGCACCAUUGUUCAUUACGUCAAUACGUAUUCCUAUUCUUUGAUGCCUGGGGAGACUGCUGAUUUUAUGGCAAUAUUUGCAGAAAGAGGUACAUGUGUCUACAGUGAGAUAUGUUCUACGACUUCUACACCUAAUGAAUAUCUGUUGGUCAACGAGACAGAAGAAAUUCAGAAAAGAAUUAACGCAAUUAAAAAGAACUUAACUGUACCGAUGAACUCUACGUCAAAACAUCAUCGUAGCAAAACAAGCGCAAACGAUGAGCGAAUGUCGUCACGUGCCAUAGGAAUGGUACUUGGGUUUGGUCUUAUAUCGGCGUUUUUGGCUCUGAUCCUUCUUCCCGAUAUCUUUACGUUGAUUCGUUAUGCUUUGGAACGAGUUUGUGAGAUGAAAGCUUAGAAUAUUUGAAGAAAUGCGUUAUAGUCUGUCCAUAUAUAUUUUUGCCGCACAUUUGAACGAUUUUUAAUAAAAAUACACAUACCUGUGACAGAAGUGCAAUUAAAAUCGAUGAAAGGGAAAAUUCCAAAGAUAACUUCAUUCACACAUUAUCAUUUUUCCCUCGUUAAAAUUCACGGGAACGAAAACAGAUUUCCUACGGAGAUUUAUAAUGAGGAAUGUUGACAUCUUUUCUCCAUUCGGAAGUCCUCGGGACACCUCGCGCAAUUUUUCAACGUUAUCAUCCGGGCGUCUUCAUCUCCUUGGCAAUGGAAAACCCCGUAGAGCUUUGUAUUUUUAGCCGUGUAUUGAUACCCGACAAGCUAGAGGGGGCGUUUCAAAAGGGAAAUCUUGGGAUUUUUUCAUACUAUUGAAUGAACCUCGUCUGAACCAAGAGGUAUUUAUAAAUAUCGAAUAAUUUUAGGAAAUAUGCGGCAAAAAUAUCUUGGGACAGACUAUAAAUGAAUAUUUAGCUGCUGUUACAUUUAAAAAAAUACCAUCACAUGCCGUUUGAAUUGUCAGAUGGUAUCUCAAAUUUUCCCAUAUCGCUUUUGCAAUGUGUGUAGUAUGUAUAUCAUUGAUUAUGCGUCAGUUGAUGCAUGUUUGAUAUAAAAAAAACGCGACAUUAUAUUAACAACUGAGCCUACGAAUUUAUAUAUUGAAUUUUUUUCGACUAUGAUGCAGAAUGUAUUCAGUAGAUGCAGGUUACAAAAAAUAUACAUAGUCACAAACACAAUUCUUUAUGUGAACACACGGUCGUAAAUUUUAAAGCCUCAUCGUUUUUAACCGCACAAUCGUGUUACCAUUGUCGCGAAGAUUAUUUACUUUAUAUGAUAAUGGCUGCUUGCUAAAAAGAAAUCGUACGAGUACAUGUUAAAAAUGACACUCUUGUAUUUGGUAUGUAUUUUAUAAUCUGGUUUUUGUAAGUUUAAACGGAUGUUAUGCCAAUCUAAUGUAUAUAUUUAUAAAUGACAGGAGGGCUGCUAAUUUUUAGCAUUUAGAAAAGCAUUUCGAUACAUGUAAUUAUGUGGGGGUUGUGUUUUUUGUUUUGGUUUUUUUACCGUAUAUUGGAUGAAGGUUCAUCUUUUUCGAGUUGACCAAUAUGGUAAUGUCACAAAUAUCACAUGUAAUAACGAAUAUAUCGCCACUGUUUGCAAGAAACAUCAAAAGAAUAUAUGUUACACCGCACCAUUGGACAAACAUUCAAAUGAGUAUAGAAGAUUAACGUUUGUUAUGAAAUAUAUCUAUUUUAGUUAUUGUAUUUAAAUGAAAUGACAAUUACUUUAAAUUAUAAUGUAACAUAUAUUAUAAAUUGUCAUCGCCGUACAACGUAUGCAGUGUAAAGAGGUCGGUGUUUUUAUUUAUAUUAAUUGAAGAAUUGCUUUAAUGUCAGUAAAAGCGGGAUAACUCUCAAUGACACAAAGUGCAGACUGAAAGCUGAUCAUGAAAAAAUAAGUUAUAACUUACUUUUGAAAAAAAAAAUUAAAUGAAUGUUUGAUCUGUAGUUCCCCUUUUCACUAAUUAUCAUUUAAUAGUUAACUAACAUGCGCAUUUAAAAAAAGUUAACGUUGGACAUUGUUUACUAAAGUAAAAGUUUUCAAAUUUAUUUCUAAUUUUAUGAACAGAACUGUGUAUUAUUUUCAGCCCAUGUACGUGCAACUGGAAACUUCCAUUUGUUUGUCCCAUACAUGUAUUUGUUUUCUAUACGUUUAACUUUUUUGUUAUGGUUUAGAGAAUUGAUCUAAUGCUUUUGUAGAGCUUCAUAAUCAGAAACUACGAGCACGUUUGAGUUUUGUUAAAAAGUUUUAAAAUCAUGCAAGCAAGAAAUAAAGGUAAAACGACAUUCUGAUCGGAUUAAUCCUUGUUUGGGACGCGAUGUUGAUCGCAUCAUGUGUGUAUACUGAAUAUCCCUUUAAAUGGAGAAAUUCAUACUGCAAAGGAUUUUUAAACAAAAUACCACGAAAUGCGAAUAUUUUUUUUCGAAUGAAACUUGAGUUUGAUGCGUUUAUAUAGUGGCUUCGCCGUUAUUGUUGACAAUUGUUACGCACAAUUUUGAUUCAAGAACAACCAUACAGGACAAACACUGAUCACACUGUACAUGUACGCAGGAUACGAGGAUGAUUACAAAGUACACCGGAUAAACUGAUGAUUACAGUUUCAGCAUGAUAAACGAAUGAUUACAGUGUAGGCAGGAUACAAGAAUGAUUACAGUUUAAGCAUGAUAAACGAAUGUUUACAGUGUUGACAGGAUACAUGGAUGAUUACAGAGUACGCAGGAUACACGGAUGGUCACUAACUGAUACACGAAAAAAAGCGAUAAAAAUAAAUGGCGACAAACAUUCCUACACUUGUCCAUUUAAAACGCAAAACCAAAUUCAAGAAGGGAGACAAAAGAAACGAAGACAUACAGAAUUGUUGGUGAUCUUCUUAAAAUAUUGAUUCGAUUUGAUUUGUAUUGUAUUGAUUGUAUUUUAUUUGGUUUUUUAAUGCUUUUAUCAUUAAA
Messenger RNA from Magallana angulata, 3085 nucleotides. RefSeq lists its product as uncharacterized. The record is from RefSeq and is a predicted model, not a curated record. The transcript has 4 exons. The annotation marks the transcript as partial. NCBI's taxonomy places the organism in Eukaryota, Metazoa, Mollusca, Bivalvia, Ostreida, Ostreidae.